This is a messenger RNA of Stomoxys calcitrans (stable fly), 2474 nucleotides long. RefSeq names its product methionine--tRNA ligase, mitochondrial (gene MetRS-m). The coding region runs from base 109 to 1995 and encodes 628 amino acids. The record is from RefSeq and is a predicted model, not a curated record. Gene Ontology annotation, biological process: methionyl-tRNA aminoacylation. The transcript is spliced from 6 exons. Lineage: Eukaryota; Metazoa; Arthropoda; Insecta; Diptera; Muscidae. Gene Ontology annotation, molecular function: methionine-tRNA ligase activity; ATP binding.
AAUAACAAGAAAAAAAACUCAUCUGAGAUCUCUUGUUCGCGGUUUCGUAAUUGUUGUCAAUGUUUUUUUUAUAUCAAUUGGAAUAGAUGUAAGAACAUUUACUAAAAAAUGUUAAUACCAAAGGUUCAGGCUAUACGGAGAUUUUGUACCAACCUCGGUUCGACUUACUAUGUAACAACACCUAUAUUUUAUGUUAAUGCCGCUCCUCAUAUUGGCCACCUGUAUUCGGCUGUUAUUGCCGAUGCAAUUUGCCGCUAUCAGAAGUUGUUGGCCAAACCGGAAAGUCCUGCCCCCUUGGUACGUUUAUGUACGGGCACCGAUGAGCAUGGUACAAAAGUUCAACAAGCUGCCGCCUCACAUAGUAUUCCAGUUGACCAAUAUUGUAAUGAUAUUUCGGCAAGAUACCGCAAUGUAUUCCAACAAGCCGUCAUUCAAAAUAACGAUUUCAUACGCACCACAGAGCAGAGACACAAAAAGGCUGUUGCGCACUUUUGGCAAACUUUGAACUCCAGAGGUCAUAUAUAUUCAGCCAACUACCAAGGAUGGUAUUGUGUAUCGGAUGAAACAUUUCUCACUGAUUCCCAAUUGCGUGUAGAAGAGUCAACGGGGGAGCGGUUCUCCUUGGAAUCUGGUCACCCGGCUGAGUGGACAGAGGAGAAAAAUUACAUGUUUCGUUUGGGAAACUUACAAGAUGAUAUUAUCUAUUGGUUGAAACAAGGCGGCAAAGUUAAGCCUUUGAAAUUUGAAAAGAUUUUGUUUGAUAUGCUGUCGGAACCCUUACCAGAUGUUUCAGUAUCACGCCCUGCUCAAAGGGUACAAUGGGCCAUACCGGUACCGGAGGAUCCCUCACAGUCCAUAUAUGUUUGGCUGGAUGCUUUGGUGAAUUAUUUAACAUCUGCCGGUUAUCCAGAUCCAAAGUUUCAAUCUUGUUGGCCACCUAAAGUACAAGUGAUUGGAAAGGAUAUUUUAAAGUUCCAUGGUAUUUAUUGGCCAGCAUUUUUGAUUGCUGCAGGUUUGGAACCACCACAAGAGUUGUUUGUACAUUCGCACUGGACUGUUGACGGCCAGAAAAUGUCGAAAAGUAAAAAUAAUGUUGUUGACCCUAUGGAAGCAGCUGAGACGUAUACAAUGGAAGGUUUACGUUAUUUUCUGCUGCGUGAAGGAGUUCCCCAUAGCGAUGGCAAUUACAGCAGCGUUAAGGCAAUGCGAAUAUUAAAUGCUGAACUUGCCGACACCAUGGGCAAUCUUUUAUCGCGAGUCUGUGGCAAAUCCUUGAAUCCCUGGCAAAUCUAUCCACGUUUGCAUACAGCUCAACUACGCGAUAUUAUGACAACGGAUACAGCAAAACAUUUGCUAGAAAUGCUGGAACAGUUAAAAGGCAAAUGCACUCAACAUUACGAUGAGAGAAAUUUCUAUCUGGUGGUCGAUGCCGUUAUGUCAACAUUGCAUGCUGCAAAUAGUUUCUUUGAGACCUCACGUCCCUGGGAGUUGAAAUUAAAAACGGUGACCGAGCCCGCCAAGCCCAGCAUUGUGCAUCGUGCCGCUGAUGAGAAUGCCCUCAAGCUGGAGACAAUCAUGGCCAUGACCAUGGAUACAUUGCGUUUGUGUGGCAUAGCCUUGCAGCCCAUAUUGCCGGCUAUGAGUACGCGAUUGUUGGACAAAUUAAGUGUGCCCUGGAGUCAGCGUUUGUGGCAUAAUCUAGAUGAUCACUUUGGUCGCAUAGUAGGCGGCCAGUGUGAGCCACCCAUGGAAGCAAGUUUAAGUCGCAUAGACGCAGUGCUAUUUCGCCGUAUCUAUCCAAAGGAUGAUGAUGAAGACCAAGGAGCUGCUGCCUUGGCAAAGGCAUUGAAAAAUAAAAAGGGAAAGAAGGGGCCUGCCACGCCAAAGCAAGAAAAGGCAGAUAAGAAUGCGGCCAGUGGGGAAGCCGCAGCAAAAGCUGCUGCCCCAGCUGCUACUGCCACUGGAUCCAAUAAAAGUAAACAGGUGGCUCAAUGAUGACGAUGAUGAUGAUGAUUUAAAAUAUGACCCGGACUUGGGAUAUCUAACCCUUAGCCCACCACCCACAACUGAUUAAAUGUUUCCUUAACCUAAUUUUAGUAAUCCUUAGGUUUUCCCUUUCUUUUCGAUUAACGAAAUUUUCAACAGCACUUUUUUUAUUGUUUAUAAUUUAUUUAUAUUAAAUAGAAAUUGUUUAGCUUUUUUCUCCCCUCUCUCAACAAAAGAACGACCCACGCAGUGAGUGUUCAAGAGAGAGAAAGAUUCCAAGUGGAGUUCAAGUACAAAAGAAGGGAAUGCUGAUUGUUUUGUAGCUCACGUUUAUGCGUGUGUGAGAGAGAAAAUAAGAAUGUUUUUGUUUGUGAGUAUGCGUGUGCGUUCUUUCAUCCUGAAGACACACGUAAAUGUAAUGAAUUUGAUGGUAUUGCAUGCCUUAAUGAAAUAAAGCAAGCACCUAUGUAUUAAGGUGAUUUUAUAAA